CGACAAAAGUCACAAAACUCAGAGGCUCGUUUUGUGCUUUCCAAUAAAAUAUCAAAAACCAAUAGAAUGGCUUUACGGGUACUUUAAACCUUCGUAAUAAUUUACUACUAGUAUAUGUAUGUAUAUAUCCAAGUGGAAGUCAUGUGUACAAAAAAAAAAUAAUUCAUCAAAUAAUUCCUUGCAACAAAUCAAUGAAUUAAAAAUGAAAAGUUGUCCCACUUUUCUUUUCGCCAAUAUAUACAGAGACGGUAAAGCCGAAGCUAUUCUAAACGUGAACAUGGCUGGUUCAGUUAGUAAAGAGUGCAUGACAAGUCUUCUAAUGUUCUACUUCAUCACAUGGUCUCUCUGCGCAGCUUCACAUGAUCUGCUUAGCUGCGACCCAGAAGAAUCAUCCUCCUCUAGCUACGUUUGCCACUCAGACCUCCAAAAGUGCCGCACAUUUGCCAUUCUAAGAGCCAAUCCUGCCUUAAGGGGGCAUCAGUUACAGUUUAUCCCGAUUGACUGCAGAUGUAAUGGAAGGUUCUACGAGGCUCAUCUCUUCAAAACAUGCGUCAAAGGCGACACCUUUCGCUCUGUCGCUGCAUCCCUACAAGGCCUGACCACGUGCCUGUCUAUAAGAGACAAGAAUCCUCAAGUUUCGGAGGACAGCCUGGACGAGAACGUUAAGUUGCGGUUGGCGGUCAAAUGUUCUUGUCCAGAAGAAGGCGUUUCAACCGCAGCCAGGUUUCUCGUUACAUAUCCGGUGAGUGAAGGCGAAAGCGUUUCAAGCUUGGCAGACAAGUUCAAGACAACAGAGGAUGCUAUUGUCUCUGCAAACAACAAUUCUGGAGUCGUUCCACGCACCCCGGCUCUCAUACCUCUUGAUCAUAAACCACAUAACGCCACGGCGCUCCUCCAGAAGAAGAAAAAACGGUCGUCAAAGAAGCUGAUGAUCGCUGUGAGCAGCGCGAUUGCGGGAGUUAUAGGUCUUAUCACUCUCAUGGUGUUGGGUUACUUGCAGUGGAAGAAAGAGACGCGUCUGCAAAGCUGGAUAAGCAAUAAAGAUCCAGAGACGCGGCAGCUGAGCCUGAGCAUCCGAACCACCAGUGACAAGAAAAUCUCCUUCGAAGGUUCACAGGACGGUUCCAUUUUGGAAUCCCACAACACACUUGUUGUUGGCAAUGGCACCACUACUCCCCGAAAGCCCGUUCUAGAGAUUUACACGUUCGAGGAGCUGGAGAAAGCCACUGAGAAUUUCAGCUCAAGCAAUCACAUCAAAGGUUCCGUUUAUUUCGCUUCUCUCAAAGGCAAAGACUUGGCUAUCAAGCAAGUGAGCGCUGGUGUCAUGAAAAGAUUCGAUUUUGGGCUUCUCAACGAUCAGUCACACUACUACACUCACAAUCUGAUGAGGGUUCUUGGGACAUGUUUCAGAGAAUCCGACGAUGGUGGUUGUUAUCUGGUAUUCGAGUAUGCAAAGAAUGGGUCCCUGUGGGAUUGGAUCCAGAACAAAUUGGCCAUCAAGAAUCAAUUCAUAGAGUCUUGUUACUGUUUCCUGGCAUGGAAACAGAGGAUCAAGAUCUGUCACGAUGUCGCCAUAGCCUUAAAGUUUAUGCAUCGGAUUAACUAUGUUCACGGCAACAUCAUGAGCAGGAACAUCUUCUUGAACGAAGAUCUUCGAGGUAAAGUCGGAAACUUUGGCAUGUCGUCAAAGGAUGACAACAUUGCUUCUUCAGCUACUGACGUUUUCGCUUACGGGAUCAUCGUAAUGGAGGUUAUGUCUGGACAAACCCCAGAGAUGUUGCUUGGAACGCAAGAAAAAGAACCCGAGUGGAAGAGACUGAGAGGGGUAAUCACAGGGGAGAUGGAAAUGCUGAGGGAAGUGAUGGAUAGCACGUUGGGGGAGAGCUAUUCAGUUGAGUCCGCCUAUGAAAUGGCAAGACUUGCAACAGACUGUACUGCCGAAGAAGCAGAGUUAAGGCCGAGCGCGGCUGAGAUUGUAGAGAGGGUUUCGAGAUUGGUGGAUGAAGACGACGACGACGAAGACGCAGUAAUAAUAGAGAGAGAUAAUAAUAAUAAUAAUACCUUGAUUUCAGAGAGUUCUUACAAGCCUUUGGUAAGGAACGGUGGCAGUAGUAGUAUUAUAGAUGAAUUCUAGUUGUUAUUAUUGCAUCAUCAUCAUCACCCUAAACUCAUCAAAACUAAUAAUUCCAUCCCUAUUUAUAUCAAAUUGCGAAAUCAUAACCUCGCAUUCUUCAAGGCUUUUAGGCGACUCACCCAACAAACUUAGCAUCCUCUUCAAACUUUUAGGUGUAAUGCCUUGUAGACUCUCUUCAAACAUCAUGUUGAAAGCUUGCUUCAAGUCCUUCUCCUUGUCUUCCUCAUCUCCUUGUUCCACCAGCUUCACGAAUUCUUCGAGUUCCAAGGAUUUAUCAUCGGUCGUGGUCGUCUCUUCUGGUAGGGCCUUUUCCCCGGACUUAAUAGCAUCCACGCAUCUUUCGAUGGUGGAAACAGAUACCUUCCCUUGUUGGGUCUUGUCAAAGCAACUAAACACUCUUUGAUGAUACUCUUCACGUUUGUUAACGUUCUUGCUCUUCAUAGAUAGCAUACAUACGAGUUUCUAUCCUUUUUUUCUUUCUUGGAACUUUUUGGCAAUAGAAAUGUGGAAUACUUUAUAUAUAUAUAGAGAGAGAAAUGGAGGACUUGUUGCUAUUAUGAGUUCAAUAAGCAAGAAGAAUAGACGCUUCAGUAAGUUUCCGCGGCUUUUAAUUUCUGCGUUGACAAGUCUGUUUCCCAUUUUUUUUUUUUUGUUGUUAAUAAAGAAAAUUUGCUUUAGGUGAUUUCGUAACUAAAAGACGAUGAACAUUCCGAGAUGACUUUUGACUAUUCUUCUUCUACCAAAGAAACUUGGUCAUGUGAUAGAUGGUUUUUUUCUUUUUAAUUUUUGUGGCUAGUGCGGGGUUUCUUGUAUGGUUUGACAAUUUCGAUCGUUGAAUAUAACUUGGGGCAUAACAUAAGAGUAUGAAGCAGGCGAAUUUGGCGACUUCCCCAUAAGUUGACUCUCUGAGAUUUCGUUUGAUUUUUAUGGGCCUGGUUCGGCCCUUAUUGGGCCAUUUGAAUCUAUGAUCCCCACCAAAUUUGAACAUUUAAAAACCCAAAUCUUUGUAGUGAAUUUACGGUAAACAAUAAAGGCCCAAUGUUUUUUGUGUUCCUUGGUCAAUCUGCUCUAGAAAUAGAAAAGGCCCGUGGUUUAGGCUAUCUUAAGACCCAAAACAGAAAGAAAACUUUACUUUACGUUAGAAGCCCAUAAUUGCAAACGGGCUUGUAUAUUCGACGGUCGAGAUGAUCGCAAACCUAGGAUGGAGUUUGGACUUGGACACUUUGAGGCUUGAGGCUAGGGAGGGAGGGAGAGAGAGAAGCUCUGGGCGGGUUUUGUUCUCUCUCUACCUGUUUUGUUCUUUGUUUACUGUCUCUCUCUCUCUCUCUCUCUCUCUCUCUAUAGGGUUUAAGUUGAUGUUAUUGUACAUUCAUCAUACUCUAGGGGUUUCGUUUCGUUUCGUUUCGUUUGGGAUUGACGAGGCUUCGCCUCGAGUUGGUUAGUGUUUGUUUGCAUAAUGGAGUGUUUAAUUUAAUUUAGGGUUACUUGCAACUCUCACAAGGAUAAUGAGGGAUUGAAUGGUUAGGGUUUAGUUUUGUCUCUCAUCUUCUUUAGGCGAUAUGAGAGUGAAGAAAGGUGGAGGAGAUUAUCACAAAUUUCCUGAGAGAUCGAAUGCAAGGGGAAUCUGGAGAUGAUGAGUUAGAGAUUGACGACAUUAAUGAUCUCAGCCAUCAUGCCUUGUUCCAGUUGCGUGCCAGAAGAAAUAUUCAAAUGGUGAGGAGUUAGAGAGGGCCAGGGCCAGGGAGUUCAUUGAUGCAACACAAUGAUGUUUAGCAUUCUUUUUUGUUUCUCCUGCUCUAUUAUUAAAUUCUCAUUUUCUUCCACUUUACUUGCAGGGAGAUGUUGACAUUUAGCAACCUCUCUCCUGUCAGGAUAAGGCAGUGGGGGGGGAGGGAACUCCAGUCGCGUGAAGAGUGUGCCUGAUUAUCCUAAUACAACAAGAAUAUAUCGAGUUCACUCAAGCUGAUGAUACAUGGGCCUGCCUCAAAGCGUGGAAUUGCAGUUGCCUUUACAUGGAGAGACAAGCACUUCCCCAAGGAGAAAACCAGCAGCUCCAGUCAGAGCUGGUUGGGUGUUUUGGGGUUUGGAGGCAGCAAUCUUCUAGAACAGCUGGGGUUAUAUAUGAAACACGAGGAUGAGGAUGAAGAAGUAAUUGAGCCAAUGGUUGCUUUGCCAGAUCAUCUUGGCAUAAAUGAAGAAGUGGAGGAGGGUGAAAUCGAUUGAUUUGAGAGUUCGUUGGGUUGUUGUGUCUUUAAGUGUGUUGUAUGAUAUAGUUUGGUAGGUAACAAAUUUUGAGUCUAAAUUUUGGUUUAACUGAA
Molecule: messenger RNA, 4452 nt
Organism: Raphanus sativus (radish)
Lineage: Eukaryota; Viridiplantae; Streptophyta; Magnoliopsida; Brassicales; Brassicaceae
Product: protein LYK2-like
Exons: 6
Coding region: 119-2134 (671 amino acids)
Biological process (GO): protein phosphorylation
Molecular function (GO): ATP binding; protein kinase activity
Source: RefSeq, a predicted model, not a curated record